Messenger RNA from Symbiodinium natans, 1737 nucleotides. The record is from the annotation of a GenBank genome assembly. Lineage: Eukaryota; Dinophyceae; Suessiales; Symbiodiniaceae.
AUGACUAAAGUCAAGGCAAGGAAGUCCAAGAGGGAGAAGAUGGACGAGUUCUUCUACGUGCCAGAGGUGAAGGCGAAGUGGGCCCGACGGCUCUCGAAGCCACAGCUUCUCACAGCAGAGAUGGAUGAGGAGUGGGCCGAGUUGCGGGACAAGGUCAUGGAGAAAGGCCAAUGGCAAAAGCACUCCCGUCGAAAGGUUGAAGCCAUGUUCCAGGAGGAGGAGUUCGGUGAAAACUGGGAUCGCCAACAGCGGACACUGCAGCCGAAGGGAUGCUGGUACUUUACAAGCAUUAGUUCGCAGCUCUUGUAUGUGGACUGUUGUGAUGACCCCACCGCUGCCUGUAGAUACUCCUGCCUCACUAAGGUUGCUGCUGCUGCUGCUGCUGGUGGUGGCAUGAUUGCUGUUGCUGUGGUUGCUGUUGCUGCGGUUGCUUGUGCUGUCGUUGCGGUUGCUGUGGUUGCGCUUGUUGUUGUGGUUGCGGUGCUCGCGGUCACGCUGGCUGCGGUUGCCGGAGAUUCAGAGCUCGACCCGCCCUCUGACGUGGAGAAGGGGAACAAGGUCAACUUGCCUCGGAAACAGGACCGUUCCGCCGGCCCUCCCCCGCCCGAUCCCGUAUGGAUUGUGGGUGACAAGGACACUUCAGGUUUGGAGAAAGCCCGGGAGCGGAUUUCCACCCUCCGCCACUUGGCAGCCAGUUGCGAAGGGCAGGAUGUGGAAAAGGUGCCAGAAAGUAUCGGGGCAAACCUUUCAUGCCCACUGGUCAGGGCCGUGGGUGGCGCGUGGACCAGGGUUCCUUGGCCCUUGGUGUUCUUCAUGUCACAGCUUUCAGUCACUAAGAUGGCGAGAAAUCUCUUCGACCACGUGGAUGAACUGUUUCAGCAGCGUGGCGAAUCCCCUCUUCAUGAGGACUCGGAGAGCGAGCGAAGCCACAGCUCUGCUUCGCUACAGAGGAGUGCGCUUGUGCUGCUGGUGCACAUGCUUGCUGUUACUGCCGGUCCUCGGAACAACCUCCCCACGUCCGCGUCCUGUCCUAUUGUAGACAAGCAUGAGGAGCCCUUCCGACAACAGCCAAGCGCGUGGUCUCAGCACCUGCGAGCAUCCGACGCGUCCAAGCCCGGCGCAUUACACGCUCGCGUGUCAAGGCUCGUGCGUGAUGACGUCUGGCAGCAACUUCCGGCCGCAGCCCCGGGAGUGCUGGAAGUGUCUGAGCCGUUCGCAUUUUCUGGGAAUUGGAGCUUGACCGGGGUCAUGCAGGAAAGCAGUCCGUGGGACCGAACUUGCUGGCUGCAGCCCGUACGCUUCAAGGGCCGCACGGGCACCGCCACCGGGCCUUCAUUCGGUCAUGGGCAGCCUCGAUUGCAGUUCCAUCGGCAUUUCUUCGACUUGUGCGAUCGUGCCAUGACGAACCUCAGCAGCAAUCGGAGGAGGUUCUUGCGACGUAGCAACCGAUGGAGAGCCGAUACUCAGAAGCACUUGAGGCUCGACAUGGCAUUGACAGCUGCGUUUGCGUUUCCAAGGCUUCGGAUCUCACCCGGAGUACGCGCAGUCCAAGACAGGGGAAAGCGUGCCCCAAGCAAAAGAAGCAGAGAGGCCAUCCCAGGAACCCAGGAGGCCCGGGUCACCCAUGUCGCUGGAUGCCGAGACAAGACACAACCGGGUGAUGGCAACCCGGAGAUCCUGGAGCAGGACAGCUUCCUGACUCAGGAGGGGCCGCCAUUGCGCUCCAGGGCUCAAUGA